UCUUCAACCUUCUUUCACUGGACGCCUCUCAUAAUUUUCAGAUAAAAGUUUGUGUUUUUUCAUUAAUUAUUGAAUUAUUGAAUUGAAGCAAAAUCAACAAUCAAUCUCGUUUUAGGACUCAUCGCUGAUUGUGGCUAAGAUAUAGACUAGUACUGCAUUGUAUUCAACACAUAUUGCCUCCAGAUGUCUAGGACUGUACAACGUUGAAAAUAAAUACGGCUCGUGAAGCUUUGCCAUUAAUUGCAUUCUAGAGUGGCAUAAGGAUUUUAUAGUAAUUCAAUCAAGUAAUACUGACCAAAGUUGCAAGUUUCAGAAGAACCAGUGUAGAGAAGAAACUUGGUGUAUUUCUUGGUGAGUACACUUGCCAGAAGUCGUAGAUGUGGGUAAUGUUUGUUUAUUAUGUGUUCAACUGCCUCAUGAUAAAUUCUUUUAUAUCUUACUUGAAUGUUAUUUAUGGAUGUCAAUUUGGAGACAUCAAUUUCUGGUAUAUCUAUCCCUUCAUUUGCUAGCACACAUGCAUAUCAGUGCACACUCCUAUAUUUGUUUAGGUUCUUGUCCCAAUGCAAAAUUGUAAAUUUUCUGAGAGGUUACUGGUUUGUGGGAAAUGGCAUGAAAAUAUAAUCAUGUAGGAAGCCGAAAUGAUUAUGCACUCUAUUUUCCAAGCAAGAAAAGGAAAAAAGGAGAUGGGAAAACGUUAGUCCUAUAGAAUAGAUGGCAGAGCUGAAUAGACUGAAUACUUUUGCUAAGAUAGACAAUAAUGCACUACAUAUAUAUUUCAGCAUGCAUGAGAGAACUUUCCGUAUUGGCUAGUGUCCUUCAAACACCGGAGAACGAAUCAAGUAGUUUUUCGUGUAAAUCGUACUACCCACUAGUACAUUUGACUUGCAUGGAUUGGUCGAUGAUCUUAUAUUCUAACUCAGUUGAGAUAUUGUGGAUGUACUAGCUUUGUUUCUGUUGCAGGUUCAAAAACUUUAAGACAUUGGUUAUGUUUAUCAUAUGGUGGCUUCCUUUUCUUACCUUCAGUUUAGAGAAUAUUACUGCCAAAGAUGCUAAGUUCUCUUGCUAAAGAACAGCAUACCGACUCUAUAGGUCAUGUAUUUUCCAGAACUUGGUUUGGAGACUGCAAAUCUAUAAGACACGUGGUACUGGACCUAUAGGUCUUGUAUUUUCCAGAACUUGGUUUGUUAUCUAGAUGUAGUUGUUAGAAGGAGUGGUUAAGUUAGUGAGUGCUCGCAGGUUUGGAACUCCAAAAUGUAUCAGAGGAAACAUAAAAGAGGUUGUUGGUAGCUGGCCUGGGAUCAUGAAUUGUCUGUGAGUUCUUAACAUGUAUAAGGAUUCAUGUGCCCUGCUAUUGUUUUUUUCUCUUCAGUGGAUGUGUUGUGAUAGCGAGUGUGUAAUAUAAUUAUUUUUCUGGAUUAUUAAUAUGAAAGAGAAUGUCUGUCAAUAGGUGGGUAGUGGUAUUUCUCUCAGCCGCGAACUUGUAUAAAGAUUCUUUCUCUGGGGCCUUCUUUCACCUUUCGUUAGCUACUUUAAACAAUUUCCAGCAGUGUUUUUUCUUUUGUCUGACUACGCCAUCCACCUCUAAUUAUAGACAGCAAAGGCCCCUAGUCAAAGUAUAAUAACACGGGGGUGCAAGGGUGGAAAUCCACUUAGAAAAGGAGCGACUCCCUUGCCUAAGCAAAGCUACUACUAGCAGCCCCUUUACUAGUAAGGGAAAGCAUAGCGCAUAAGAACCUCGGAUAGUGCAAGUCCACUCUCCUAGCACCAGCGGAAGAAUAAUGUAGAGUGAGAAAGCAUGCAGCUUUAUAAAUACUUAUGUUUGCUUCGCCUCGAAGUAAACUUGUUUGUUAUUCAUAAGUUCAUUAGUUUGCACAAUCUCGUUCAUGAUUUUUGUAUAACAUGAGGAGUCGGGGUCUUUAAAACAGUUUGCUUUCAGUCUGUCAUGUUACAAAAUGUCCUGUUUCAUUAUUGCUGUUGCAUUAAUCUGGCGGUUCCAUUGUUUUUAGUAACAAUUUAUAGUGUACGUAGAUGGCUAGUAGGAAACGAAGCAUCUCAAAUGAUGUAGAUAUGCAUGUCCUUUACAAGGAAUUGGAUGAAGCUUCAUGCCCUGUAUGCAUGGAUCAUCCACACAAUGCUGUUCUUCUCCUUUGUAGCUCUCAUGAUAAGGGAUGCCGGUCAUACAUUUGUGAUACAAGUUAUAGGCAUUCAAAUUGCCUGGAUCGUUUCAAAAAACUCAGAGCCGAAAAUAGGGACAGUCCUAUUAUGACACAGGGAAACCUGGACAUUGCUGUUGAGAACCCCGAUGAGCAGUUGAGAAAUUUAAGCGAUCGUUCUAUUGUUCAUGGAAAUAGUAACAGAGAUAAUCACAUGGUGAUCCAUGAAGGUACUGUACAAACUUCAGGUGCUGUAACUGUACGUGGAAGUAGUCAUGAAACAGCAAGUGCUGACUCAUCUGACUCAAAAUUGAAAUUGAAGUGUCCUAUGUGCCGUGGAGAUGUGUUAGGCUGGAAAGUAGUGGAAGAAGCCAGAAUGUAUCUGAAUUUGAAGCAUAGAAGUUGCUCUCAUGAGUCAUGCUCAUUCGUCGGUAACUACAGAGAAUUGCGCCGGCAUGCUAGGAGAGUUCACCCGACAGCACGCCCUGCUGAUAUUGACCCUUCCAGACAGCAAGCUUGGAGACGGCUUGAAAACCAAAGAGAGUAUGAUGACAUUGUCAGUGCUGUUCGCUCUGCCAUGCCUGGUGCCGUCGUGCUUGGAGAUUAUGUGAUUGAGAAUGGAGACAGGCUAUCCGGUGAAAGGGAACGAGGUGCAGGUGGAAACAGCAGGUGGUUGAGUACCUUCUUCUUGUUUCAGAUGAUUGGUUCAAUGGACCCAAUAUCUGAAGCAAGAGGUGGCAGGUCAAGAGCUUUGUCAAGGCACCGCCGGUCCACUGGACCUUUAUCUAGGCGCCGGUAUCUUUGGGGUGAAAACCUGCUAGGUCUACAAGAUGGUGACGAAGACGAAGAAGAUGAGCGUGAUCUUAACAUAUUGAGUGACAUGAGUGGUGACAUACCUACAAAUCCAAGAAGGCGUAGGCGCUUGAUGCGGUCGAGGUCAGAUGAAGAUCAGCAAUAAGACCCUACAACCUCUGCUCAUGGAAUUGAACUAAUGAAUCUUACAGGAAGUACCAUUUACUGUUGACACUGGAUCAAUUAGAAUUUUCUUGUGGUCCACUUUGCUACAGCAAGACAUAGUUCAAUUUAGAGACUUGUUAUGGACGAGCUUCAGAGACUGGAUAAGAAAUUAUCGAUAUGCCCGUCUUUGUGUGUUUGCCUGAAUAUGGAUUUUUUUUUUUGGUUUGGGGUGGGGGUGGGGGGUUUGUGUAUAAUAAUAAUUUGAACGUGAAAACAUGUUGCUGCAGUCGGUUUCCCUGUAAUUGUGGGUCGUAGCAUCAGAAAUGUAAAUUUCCGUUUGGUCUUUGAACUUCCUAACUCUGAAACAUUGUUCAACUUGUAUUCCAGCCUAUUGUAUUCUUAUCA
This is a messenger RNA of Nicotiana tabacum (common tobacco), 3515 nucleotides long. RefSeq lists its product as uncharacterized. The record is from RefSeq and is a predicted model, not a curated record. NCBI's taxonomy places the organism in Eukaryota, Viridiplantae, Streptophyta, Magnoliopsida, Solanales, Solanaceae.